Mirounga angustirostris (Northern elephant seal) is the source of this 15463-nucleotide messenger RNA. RefSeq names its product zinc finger protein 180 (gene ZNF180). The coding region runs from base 2780 to 4699 and encodes 639 amino acids. Gene Ontology annotation, biological process: embryo development; urogenital system development; regulation of transcription by RNA polymerase II. NCBI's taxonomy places the organism in Eukaryota, Metazoa, Chordata, Mammalia, Carnivora, Phocidae. The record is from RefSeq and is a predicted model, not a curated record. The transcript is spliced from 3 exons. Gene Ontology annotation, cellular component: nucleus. Gene Ontology annotation, molecular function: DNA-binding transcription factor activity, RNA polymerase II-specific; RNA polymerase II cis-regulatory region sequence-specific DNA binding.
UGUUGGGUGGGCGACCUGGGACCUUCGCGGGGGGCUCUUUAGCCUUGGGUCCCCGAAGUAGGUGGAGAUACUGGUGCAGCUGCAGAUUCGGGACUGAGGGCCUGCGCGAGUGCUUGAUCGGGUAGUGCUCUUGUCCCAGGCCUGAGAAUGCCCGGGUUGGUGAAGACAGGCCAUAUGCAGGGAUGUGGGGAGAUCCUGAGAACCCCGCCUUCCCCUCCUCCAAUGCCAGGCCGGUUUAGUGCAGGCUCAGAGGACUGAAGCCCGGGUUGAUGGAGUACUCAACAGCAGAUUUGGAGGAGAGGGGCUCUGCCACUAUGCCUGUAUUUUGAGCAGGCGUUUGAGUAGGAAGCAUGGGGUGGGAGGUCAGAUUCUGGGCGAUUGGCUUGGGGACGCGAGGGGCGCCCUGGGUAGUGGAGAGACCAGGUUUGAGCUGCUGAUUCUUGCUCCAGAAGAGGCAGUGCUGCUUGAGCGAACCCUCUGAGGAUCAUUGAUGGGCUGCAGACUCCUAGGUUGAAGGAGGGACCAGGGCCGGGAGGUGGGUUCUGGGCAGACCGCUCCCUGCACGUGCUGGGGGUGUUUGAAUGGGAAGCAGGAAUUUGGACUGGUAAUCCUGGGAUAGCGCCAGGCGCUAGGGCAUUCAGGUUUGGUGGAGACUUUGGAUUGGAGGUGCAGAAUUGGCGUCCAGGAAGAAGAGAGCUGCAAUGAAAUUGACAGCUCUUUGGUAAGGAAGCAGGGUGCUGCGAGCAUGAUCUCAAAGUAGGCAUUCUCAAGACCUUUGCUCAGGGGCUGCUCUGCUUGCAGGCACGAGAAUGCCCAGGGACUGGGAGACAGAGUCUGGGCUGCAGAUUUGGACCUGGAGGGGGCUGUACUCUGGCAUUCAGGGGCUCACAUUUGGACUGGAGGAAGCAAAAGGGCCUGGUUCCCAUGGGAGCUGCUCGGUUGUGAGCUUGAGAACCCCCCAGAUAGUGAGUGCUCAAGUCCCGGGGCUGACUCUGGAAUUCUUUGCUCAAGCUACUGUUUGGGUGUUCUGAUAUUCUGGUGUGUGAGCAGGCAGUGGGGCAGGUGACCCUAGAAUCCUCCAGAGGCUUGUGGGUACUUGAGGUAUCUCGGGUAUUGAGGUAAAGAGUGGGAGAUGCAGCUUCUCAUCUCAGGAGCAGGGACUGCACAGUACUCUCGGGCUGGUGGAAGGCCCAGGUCCUGGGUGCAGAUUCUGGGAGUGAGCCUGCUCUGUGUUGUGCCAGCAGGAGGAGGGAACCUAGGUGGGCGGCCUGGGGCAGUCGCUGCUGGAGCUGCAGGUUCUGGUCUUGGGACACCUGGCAUUUGGGCAGAAUGGGGAGACAUGGGCAGUCCUAGGACCCUGGUACUGCCUGAGGAUGCCCAAGUGAGUGGAGGGAGCACCUGCAGAUUCGGGGCUGCAGAGGAUUAGGGCUGCUCCAUGUCCCCUUGUGCACACAUACAGGUAUUUGGAUGGGAAACAGGAGGCUGGAGGUGGGAAUUAGAGGGUACUGGGGUCUUUGUGCAGAGGGUGCAUUAAUCACAGCCUGGCGGUACCCAGGUUGGUGGGAAGACAGGAUCUUCCUAAGCAGCAGGUGCCCAGAAGGACAUUUGGGCAGGUGUGGCUCAAGUAGGGGCCUAUGGAUGUUGGUUGAGGAAAUGGUGUGUGUGCAAGUUCAGGACACAGCUGCAUUGUGAACCCACACUGUACUGUUGGAGUGAGAAUCCGGUGGGGUAAGGGGGUGUGGGUAAGAGGGAGAGGAUGGGGUAGGGUUGGUAAGAUGGUGUGUGGGCUCGGAUUUGCCAGGGGCUGUUCUAGUCUCACACCCAGAAAUAUUGAGCUGGCACAAAGACAGCCGAGGUCCACGUUCUGGGCCUCAGAGGGGGUGGCACGUGCUGGGGUUUGUCAGGAAGCUCCCAGGCCCAUGCCGGCUCUGUUGCUGAUUCAGGCCUGAGGAUACCCAUGUUGGUGGAGGGACCAGGUCUCAGCUACAUGUUCGGGGCUCAGGAGGGUUUGCGGCUGGGGAUCCAGCUGGUGCUGUUCUGGUAGGGGCCAGUAGACCGCAGAAUGGUGCAGCCAAGCUCCAUGAAUAUGCUUGGUUAUUUGAGCAGGAAGUGGGAGGCGAUUCAUGACAGGUUGCGAGAGGGGCAGGCCAGGUUAAUGGAGGGGUCGGAUCCUGGGAGGGUUGGGGCUGUGUCACGAGCUUCAUGCAUUCAGUCAGGGAGUGUGAUUCUGGGAGGUCAAUCCCAGAAGCCCAGCUCCUUGCCCAAGGAAGGGGUGCUGGUUUAGGGCUGCAGAUUGAGGUCAUGGUGGGGGAGGAGUGCACACUAGGGGGUCCUCAAUGUGCUGGGCAUUUGUGAGGAUUCCACAACCCAGUGGGGCAGGGAGUGACUGACGUGUACUGCAGAUUUUGGUGGUGGGCAGAAGGCUGUGUUUGGGCAUGACUUAUAGUUAGGGGGUCCAGAGGCCUGUGAUAGUAGUGGGGGCACCAGGUUGGAGCUGCAGAGUCUUGGGGACCCGAGGGGCGCCCUGGGUAGUGGAGAGGCACCAGGUUGGAGCUGCAGAGUCUUGGCCUGGGAGAGGGACUGAGGGACUCUAGGUGCAUGCACAGCUUUUCAGGUAGAAACCUCUAGAGGCAAGCUUGCCACGGGGAAUGCAUCCUGGAAGUGGAGACUAAUCCAAGGAGGGGGGCGCCACGGUGGACCUGCGCCAGGAUGGUCUUCUAAGGGCUUCUACCCUUGUGGCUCAGGACCCUCAGGCCUCUGCCUAUGCCUGGAGGAGAGCAUGGAAGAGCAGGAUGAGAAGCCCCCAGAGCCCCUGAAGACCUGUGCACAGGAAGGAGUGAACUUCAAAAUUGUGACUGUGGACUUCACUCAGAAGGAAGAGGGCACUUUGAACCCUAAUCAGAGGUGUGAUCCUAGAGAUGUGAUCCUAGAGAACCACAGGGACCUGGUCUCUUGGGACUUGGCAAUGGCACUUGGAAGAAGAGAAUCAACAUCAAAGCAGAACAUUUUUGAUGAUGAACCAUCCCGUGGAGUAAAGUUAGAAAGGUUGACAAGAGAUGAUCCUUGGUUAUCUUCAUGUGAAGAAGUUCAGGAUUGUAAGGGCCAGUUGGAAAAGCAACAGGAAAAACAAGAGAGACUUUUGAAAGAAAUGGCAUUUACUCACAGGAAAGCGAUUACUUAUGAGAGAGUCCAUAAAAGUGAUGAACUUGAGAAGAGUGGUCUGAAUUCCAGUCUUCUUUCACCCCAGAUGAUACCCAUAAGAAACCAUCUUCAUAAACAUGCCUCACAUGUUAAAAAAUUGCAUUAUAAUUCCAUUGUAAACACUCAUGAGAUGAUUAAUGACAGUGAGAAACUCUGUGAGAAUAAUGAAUGUGGAAACCCUCACCAGAACAUUCACCUUAUUCAGUUUACAAGAACUCAAACAGAAGAUAAAUCCUAUGGAUUUAGUGACAGUAUUCAAUCUUUUAGCCAUGAUGUACCCCUAAAUAUACAUCAGAAAAUACAUGCAAGAGGAAGAUCCUUAGAUUUUAAGGAAUGUGGGCAAGUUUUGAACCACAGUAUAUCCCGUAAUGAACAACAGAGAAUACCUGUUGAAGAGAGUCAAUAUAACUGUAGUCAAACCUCCCAGAGUUCAUCCCUUGCUCAAAACAUGAGAAACCAUUCUGAAGAGAAACCCUUUGAAUGUAAUCAGUGUGGGAAAUCCUUCAGCUGGAGCUCUCAUCUUGUUGCACAUCAGAGAACUCACACUGGGGAGAAACCUUAUGAAUGUAACGAGUGUGGGAAAUCCUUCAGCCGGAGUUCUCACCUUGUUUCUCACCAGAGAACUCAUACUGGAGAGAAACCUUACAGAUGUAAUCAGUGUGGGAAAUCUUUUAGCCAGAGCUAUGUUCUUGUGGUGCAUCAGAGAACUCAUACUGGAGAGAAGCCCUAUGAGUGCAAUCAGUGUGGGAAGUCCUUCAGGCAGAGCUACAAACUUAUUGCCCAUCAAAGAACUCACACCGGAGAGAAGCCCUAUGAAUGCAAUCAAUGUGGGAAAUCCUUUAUCCAGAGCUAUAAACUUAUUGCACAUCAAAGAAUUCAUACUGGAGAGAAGCCCUACGAGUGCAAUCAGUGUGGAAAGUCCUUUAGUCAGAGUUACAAACUUGUCGCCCAUCAGAGAACUCACACAGGAGAAAAACCCUUUGAAUGUAAUCAGUGUGGAAAAUCCUUCAGCUGGAGCUCUCAGCUUGUUGCACAUCAGAGAACUCAUACUGGAGAGAAACCCUAUGAAUGUAAUGAGUGUGGAAAAUCUUUCAACCGCAGUUCUCACCUUGUUAUGCAUCAGAGAACUCAUACUGGAGAAAAACCCUAUGAAUGUAACCAGUGUGGGAAGUCCUUUAGCCAGAGUUAUGUUCUUGUUGUGCAUCAGAGAACUCAUACUGGAGAAAAGCCCUAUGAGUGCAAUCAGUGUGGGAAGUCCUUCAGGCAGAGUUCAUGCCUUACUCAACAUCAAAGAACUCAUACUGGAGAAAAACCCUAUGAAUGUAAUCAGUGUGGGAAAACAUUCAGCUUGAGUGCUCGACUUAUUGUACAUCAAAGAACUCAUACUGGAGAAAAGCCCUUUACAUGUAAUCAGUGUGGGAAAGCUUUCAUUAAUAGUUCUAAACUUAUUAGGCAUCAGGCAACUCACACUGAGGAGAAACCCUAUGAGUGUAACUAGUUUGGAAAUCUUUCAGCCAGAGUAUAUUUCUUUUUUUUUUCUUUUCCUUUUUCUUGCAUUUCUUUCUCCUUCCUUCCUUCUUUCUUUUCUUUUCUUUCUUUUUUUUUUUCUUUCAAAUGUCAACCUUCUGUUAUUGUGUAUCUGGAAGUUCAUUCUGGAGAAGAAAGAAAAACAAUGAAUCACAUAUUUUACUGCAACAAUUUUGUAUUAAAAAAUCAAACUUGGCCCUUAUGACACAUUGCCACAUAACUAAUAAAUAUUGGCACUUUUCCUUGCAGAAAGCACUCUGACCUGAAUCUGAGGAAAUUACCAUUAAGUGGACAACUUACUGUGGAGUGAUUGCAAGUGAGGUAGACCUCUUUAACAAUAAAGAGUGAGAAUGCAAACACUGAUGGGCUUGUUGAGAAGAUUGGAAAAUUGCUAUAGUUAUUGGAACCUAGGCUGGAAAACGGUAUUUCAGUACCAUUUUAUGACAUGAUUUCCCCAGUAGGUACUUUGUAAUCUAUUUUAUUCAGCACUUUCUAUGUGAAAAUUUCAUAAAGAUUAGGAAAAUGGCUAUGAUUUGAAGUGAAAAAAAAAAAAAUGCAGGCCAAGAGUAUAGAACAGCAAUUUCCAGAACCAUUGUGAUACUUGUGUAUGGAUCAGAAUUGAAAGGGUUUCUGGGUGUAUCUAUUUGGUUUUUAGGUUUAUGCCUGGCUUUCUCUUUUGGAAUGUGUGCUGUUUUACUAUAGUAAGUAAUAUGAGAAGUAAAAACUAGUCAGAAACAAAAAGUAAACCAAAGAUUUCCAUCUUUGACCAUUUAGGAAAGACUAGGUUGCUAGAUAAAAGAGAUCCCUCAGGGUUCUGAAAUUUCCAUUUGGAUUAGUUUGAGUAGGUCACUCCUUCAGACUUGGAUUCCCAGGGAUUUUCCUCAUUGAAAAUAUUUCCCUGAGAAUGGGGAACUUGAAAUUUAGGCCAGAAGGGUUCUAUAUGAGGGACUGAGAAUAUGCAGGCUGUGUAGAGGGCAUAUUUUUUAUAUUUCCAAAGCAGUAUAAAGGAGCUCUAUUUUUAAGGGUCUGCCUUCCCCCCAUGUAGUCUUGUCUUUUUUUCCCCUCUGGAAUAUGUUUCCUAAUGUGAGAGUUUUCUGAAUGAGAGAGCAUUGUCAUGGCUAAGUGCUUAUCACCUAAAUUAAGCUUGCAAGAAUGAUUUUAGGUAAGAUUUGUAGCUAUUUGUUAGUUUCUAAGAUGUGGUUCAUAUGUCUUUCUGGCCUUUGCCCCUAAAUCAUAAAUUCUAAUCCUAUGGAUUAUCACGUACCUGAAACCUCUGAUCCUAGAGAGGUAAUAAAAAGUAAGCUGAGAGCUGAAAUGGGAGACCAGAGAACAGAGAUGAAUUCCCUGGAGGAAGAAAGAGAAACCCAAAGUGACAUCUGAUAGUGGUCACCCUCAGUAAAAUUCUGUCCCCAUGAGAUGACCCUAAGAGGAGCCAUCUCUCUGAGGAUUAAGCCAGAGUACAGCACACAUGGAAGUGAUCGAAUUUCUGGGGAACAGUUAUUGAUGGCUGAAAACUAGCUCCGCACAUACCCUGAGACCUCUUCAGUCAGUCGAUGAAUGCACAGAGGAAUAGCAGGGUUCUCCGUGCAUUGUCUUUUGGGGAGGAUAUAAAAUGGUGAAAAGUCCUAAUUUAGCAACGGGACCUGAAUAGGCUUCUUCUCCGCGCCCCCCCAAAUUAUAGAUAAAACCAAUACCAGUGGGGAGCCUGGGUGGCUCAGUCGUUAAGCAUCUGCCUUCGGCUCAGGUCAUGAUCCCAAGGUCCUGGGAUCAAGCCCCACAUCAGGCUCCCUGCUCAGUGGGAAGCCUGCGUCUCCCUCUCCCACUCCUCCUCCUUGUGUUCCCUCUCUCACUGUCUCUCUCUGUCAAAUUAAAUAAAAUCUUCAAAAGAAAACCCAACAAUACCAGUGCUAGGAUGAUUUUCAUUGGGCAUCUUGAAUCUUACUUUGAAGGCACGAAGCCAUGAUUGUACAAAUGAGUGUAAAGCCAACUGGGCGAAGAAUGAGGGCUCUGAAUAUUUUCAAGUUUGGGAACUGAUUUAUUGCAAAGUAAUCUCUUCAGUAAACAUUGAAAAUAUUUCAUUGAAAGUGAAAUUUUUAAAACUGCAAAAUUUUUGAAGUGUGUAUGUGUGUGUGUAUUUCUGGCCAGCUUGAAUAUGUAAGUCUGUGUGGACUACGUCAUAAGUAUUAUAUCAGUUUCUGAGUGGGGAUUAAGGAUUGCCAAGUGCAUUGAAAUAAGAUAGAUUCAAUUAGGGCGCCUGGGUGGCUCAGUUGGUUAAGCGACUGCCUUCGGCUCAGGUCAUGAUCCUUCAGUCCCUGGAUCAAGUCCCGCAUCGGGCUCCCUGCUCAGCAGGGAGUCUCCUUCUCCCUCUGACCCUCCCCCCUCUCAUGUGCUUGCUCUCUCUCAUUCUCUCUCUCUCAAAUAAAUAAAUAAAAUCUUUAAAAAAAAAAGAUUCAAUUAAUAAACAAAAAUGUUAAUUUAUAUUAUUUGCUCAAUAAUUUCCCUUGUAGGAAAAAUACUCUUAAAGAUAGUCGACCAAAAAUUAUCAUCAAUUUUUAUUGAUUAUUGAUUGAAAUUAUUAUCAAUAAUAAGUUUAAGGCAUGUGACAGCAUGCCAAAAUAUGUAAUUAAACUUCUGAACCUAAAAUUUAAGGUUAAAAAGGGGACUCAAUAGCUUGAUUUAAUUACAUAUGUCCCUUGCAUAAAAAUUUUUUGUCUGUGUAAAAUCCACAAAAAUAAAGCUGUACUUUGCCAUGGAAGAAUUUAUAGUGAUUUUACAAGCCAAAUUUCUUUCACCAUACUCCAGUAAAAUUAGAAAUAAAUGAAAAGUGACCAAAAUACCUAGAUGUUAGGAAAUACUCUCCUAGAACCAAUUUUUCACUUCCCCAGCGUUACUGAGAUACAGUUGACAUACUGCACUGUGUAAGUUUAGGGUACACAGCAUGACUUGAUUUACAUAUAUUGUGAAAUGAUUAUCACAGUUAACAUUCAUCAUCUCAUGUAGAGACAGAACCAUGGGGUUUUUUGUUUUCCCUCCUGAUGAGAACCCUUAAGAUUUACUCUCUAGCAACUUUGAAAUAUACCAUAUACCAGUGUUAACUAGUUAUGUGUCCUCUCACACUCCUGCUCGGCUUCUACUGCUUUUGUACUCUCCCCACCUCAUUUUGUGGUUUGAUGUUUCAGCUUACUUCUAGGCUGGAAAAGAUAAAUGUGUUUUUUGUUUUUUGUUUUUGAGAGCGAGAUUUCAGCUAGGAGAGGGGAGAUCCAGAUUUUUAAAUACUGUUUUCAGAUACACUUUUGUAUUUUUAAAUUUCAUUUGGAUUUUGCGCUCAAUCAGUAGCAUCUAUUCUGUGUGUCUUACUUAACAUACCUGACAAGACCAGUUAAAUUACCUAUGCCUUUAGAACUUUAUCCUGAAAAAUAAGUAUUUUUUUCCAGUUUGUUGACAGAGGUUGCCCCCGGACUGUUUGACUGUAGAAGACUCAACGGAUCACAUCAGUGAAUAACACAUUAUUCUUUACAAAUUGUAGCAACCUGGGUUCUUAGUUGGGAAGCACGUGCGCCAACGUUAGCCAGUUGAUUCAGAAAAAGGAGUUUAUUGAAAGGAUAUUAGGUGAGUCCAAGAAUUGGCAAGAAGCGGUAAGAUCAUGUUCAGGGAUUUAUAGAAACGAUUGCCAGACUUAUGCUGUGGAGCCCUAUGAGAGUUCCUUAACGUUCCCAAAGUUUCUUAAUUUUCUUAGUAUAUCUCUACAUUGAUUUAUUUUGAUUCCAAGUCUGAGGUGAGUGCCUAGGUCUGGUGGAUCCUAAGCUGUGCUACGUGGUAGUUUAAGAAUUCAGAGGCACUAGCCCUUGUAUUUCCUGGAGCUUGUAGUGGUAGGUGAACUUGACCUUCCACUCAUACUAAUUAAGUAGAGAAUCCGUCAUUUGUAGAAUUUUAUUCAUUUGCAAAGCAGCAGCAAGGAAAAUUUCCAGUAUAGCCCUCUCUUCUGCCUAACCCAUAAGUCAACAUUUUCUUCACCUUCUGUACUUUGAUUUAAAUAUGUAUAUAGAGCCUCCCCUGUAACAUAAUACAGCUAUCUCUCAAAAUCAAAGACAAAUCACUGUCUUCCCCAUGUAGGGAUAACACAGAGAUUCACAUCAUUACAUCCACUUCUAAGUCUGGGAUCUCUGGGUGAUGUCCAUUUGUUUUCUAGUGAAAAAAUUGUCAUGUAAAAAGAGUUCAGAUGCUGGGCAUGAGAAAGGGGGAGAGAUCAUAAAACCAGGUCAAAUUAGCAAGCUAAUAUUAAGUAACUUUGGUUGUUGCCAGUAAAGAUUCAAAAGCUCUUAAAACUUUUUUGUAAAACUAGGAACAAGUCAGUGACAGACAGUUUUUACUGCUUAGGUUAAUUUAAUCCUUACUUGGAUUAGCUUGAGGUGUAACAGAAUUAGUGAAUUUUAUAGAUUUUGCUGUAAAAAUAGUACUGUUCCCGGGCGCCUGGGUGGCUCAGUCGUUAAGCGUCUGCCUUCGGCUCAGGUCAUGAUUCCAGGGUCCUGGGAUCGAGCCCCGCAUCGGGCUCCCUGCUCAGCGGGAAGCCUGCUUCUCCCUCUCCCACUUCCCCUGCUUUAUAUUCCCUCUCUCGCUGUGUCUCUCUCUGUCAAAUAAAUAAAUAAAAUCUUUAAAAAAUACAUAUAUUAAAAAAAAAAAGUACUGUUCCAUUUAAAACAUCGAUUUUGGCAUUUGCCAAGCGGAUGUUCAUGUUGAAACAGUAAAGUUGGAUUUUCUGUCUUCUCGCCAAUGUGGUAUUGAUUUGUGGUCCACUGAGGAUGGUAUUUAGGUGGAAAUGGGUUAGUGAUUGAUAAACCUUUCUGUACUAAUAUCACCUGUCUGGACUCUUUAACAACUUUUAUGUUCUAUUGAAUGAAUGUUCAUUCUGAGGUCAUGACAGUCUUUGCGAUCAUUUCCUCAGUCCUUCAGGGAGCAUUCCUUGAAUUUAGAUGUUGGAUCAAGUUCUUGAAAUUUGGAUAUUUGCUUGGAUGUUGUUCCUUUUUCUUGCCCAGGUUCUACAAGUUCAUUCUCUGACCGUGUUUGUUCAGGUCUGGAUAGUUGAUACCUCUGCCUUUGGUUCAUUGCAGAUCAGACAGGUUCCUGAAUCUUCUGACCAUAAACUCUCCCUCUUGUUUUCUAUUUGGUUUGUCCACAUUUUUCUCCACCAUUACUCACUUUCUGAACCGACAAGGACCACGCUACUCCUAUGGGACAUUUUGUGGCAGGCUGGAACUUUCUAUGGGUGUAAGUACAUGAUUUUUCUGUACUUUUGAAAAACCUUAAGGACAGGCCAGUAACCUGUAUUUGCUAUUUUUUAAAUGGAAGUAUAAUUAACAUACAAUGUUACAUUAGUUUCAGGUGUAUAGCAUAUUGAUUAGACAAUUCUAUGCAUUAUUCAAUUCAAUGCUCAUCAUAAGUGUAGUCACCACCUGUCAUGAUACAAUGUAAAAUAGUAAUAAUAUGUGAUAUGAUCAUAAGUGGAAUGCGCUGAAAUUUUAGUAGCGGGGAUUAGGUUAAAAAAGAACCAAACCGGGGCGCCUGGGUGGCUCAGUCAUUAAGCAGCUGCCUUCGGCUCAGGUCAUGAUCCCGGGGUCCUGGGAUCGAGCCCCGCAUCGGGCUCCCUGCUCCGCGGGAGGCCUGCUUCUCCCUCUCCCCCUCCCCCUGCUUGUGUUCCCUCUCUCACUGUGUCUUUCUCUUCAAAUAAAAAAAAAAAAAAGAACCAAACCUGUAGAAAAGCCAAAGGAUAUUUUUCUGAUAAAAUACCAAAGCCGUUUAUUUGUAUUCUCUGAUAUUACUCUUCUCUACUAAUUGUAUCGGGAUUCCACCACUGAUACUAGGUGUACUCUCUGCUUUAGUAUUUAUGUUGCCCUGGGGUAGAGGGAGUUGAAAUCUCUUUUUGUAAUCUGGUGGAUAGAUUUUAGGUGUUGCUGAUAGCAUUUGUUAUCUCGACCUGUAUACAAUACAGCCAAUUCCAAGAUGUGCUCCCAAGAAGUUGGAUACCCAGUCACCACAGAUCCCCGUGUAGUGCAGCUUCCACCUGUGUAUGAGCAUCCAAUUAUGACUUCUCUGCCAAAAUGGGAAGAGGGGAUGACUACUGUGUGUGUGGGGGGGUAUUGUUUUCUGUUAUUCCUGGAUCAAAUCCAGUUGUAUUUUUUUAAUAAAAGGAAAACUAAAGUCUCUAGCUUUAAAUGAAGCUAAAAUUGUGGAUUUGUUUUCACGAGACAUUCAAAUUGGUCAGAAAACACUGAACUAGAAUACAAAUGUUUAAGUAGGAGAUGGAGACUAGGUUAAAACUGGCGUUAAAUUGGAAUCAGCAGCAUUAACACUAUGAAAGGCUGCACAGCUUCUUGGGUUACACAUUUAUCCCGUGGAACCAGCAAUCCUGCAGCAGUGAUGUAGAACAAGGACUCGGUGAGUAACUUAGCUUAAGGCAGAAAAAUAGAAAUGGGCUUGUAAUAUCUUGUGGAUAAUAGGUAAAAACAUGUUCAGAGACACUUUGGUGGUGUUACAGAGGCUAUAGGGACCCCUAACCCAAGUGGAAUGCCUACCAGCCAGGCAGGAACACCAAGCAUUGAGAAACCAUUAGUCACGGACCACUAGACCAAGGUAGGUCUAUAUGGGAGUGCCUAAGCAAGGCACUACCUUAGUCCGUUUAGGCUGGUGUAACAAAAAUACUGUAGACUGGAUGGUUUAAACAGUAAGAGGAAAGCACCAGCAGAUUCAGUGACUGGUGAGGACUCACUUCCUGGUUCACAGGCGGUCAUUUUCUUGCUGUGUUUUCAUAUGGCAGAAGGACAAGAGGGGUCUCUGGAAUCUCUUCUAUAAGGGCACUAAUCCCAUUUGUGGCGAAUUCACCCUCAUGAACUAAUCAUGGCCCAAAGGCUCCCAUCUCCUAAUACCAUCACAUUGGGGGUUAGGAUUUCAACCUUAGAAUUUGGGUGGUGGUGGUGGUGGGGAACAUAAACAUUCAGUCCAUGACAGGACCAAACUUAUAAUAGUCUUCACGAAAGAUGUUUUAUGUUGAUCAGUCCAAAUUUCCUGCAGGCAAGUGUUGGUCAACAUCAAAGUUUUGGACGAAUGAUAAAAAAGGCUUAAUGUAGGUCCAUACAGGAAACAGAACCUUCACUAGACUGAUGACCUGGAAACUGUUUGAUCUCACAUCUAAAAUUCCAGCUCAGGCCUCUCACUGACACUCAGAAGUUGGCAUUUUUAUUACUUGCCUCUCUGGUGGAUAGGCCCACGGGCUGUGUAAGAACAUAUAAAAACCAUUAAUAAAUGGGCCCAACCUCAGGUAUAUUUGGUCAUAUUUAUCACUGAAGGGACAAGAUUUUCAAAAAAUGGUUGGAAUUACUGGCAGUUCACCUUCAGCAAGAGCCCUUAUUUGCUCUUGGUUAAAGCUUAGGAAGAAAACAAGAAAAAAAGGUUUUAAUUAUUGGCCCAUCUCAUCACAUGGAGGUGGGGAGUGGGGAAGGCAAAGUGUGGAUUAAUCAUCCAGGAGAUAAGCUAUAAAGGGGAGAAAUACAAACGCCAACUCUAAAGUACACAUUAGAUAUAUGGACUUAGGAACCAAAUAUCUAAAUGGGAUUCCAGUUGAUAUUUCUCUUUCCAGAAUGGUUUCCUUAAUCCCCCUGCUUCUAACAGUUGCUCCCAUUGUUCAAGGUUGGAGGACCUCAUAUCACCCAGCCAGAUAUGCAAGAACCUGACUGAAAUAUGGGUUUACUUCCUCUCGAGGAAAACAGUACCCCAUCUACCACCCCUCUGGAACAAAUGAGACGAUAAUUGAUUUUCUACUACCCCAUCCUGGGUUGGAGCAUAUGUGGUUAGCAUCUCUUCCCAGUCAGCCAGCUGACUCUCGGUGUAAUUUUACUGGCAAAGUUUGCACCCUUUGAAUCCAGGUCACCACAGCAUUGAUAAAAACAUUUAAUUUUCCGAAAAGAUCCAUGUUAUUCCUGGGGAGGGGAAAAGACUGGGCAUUUUUAUAAAGAAUUGUAUCUGUUCAUCUAAAUAAAUCAGUAGGGCUAUUUGCAAUGCCUCCUAGAUCCACUGUAAUCACGAUGCUGAAACUUACUAAUGAAAGCAACUUAAAAAUGAAUCUCCCAUCUCAAGGUCUCCUUGCUCCAUAAUUUUUGUCCUUAAUAUCUACUGGGUAGAGUAAAUGAGGGCAUCUAGCCGACACCCCAGGAACUGGAGAGAAAAAUUACCCCCCCCUUUUUAAGAUUUUAUUUAUUUUUAGGAUUUUGUAUUUAAACUCACUUUAGUUAACAUAUAGUGUAUUAUUAGUUUCAGGGAUAGAAUUUAGUGAUUCAUCAGUGGCAUAUAACACCCAGUGCUCAUUACAUCACAUGCUCUCCUCAAUGCCCAUCACCCAGUUAUCCCAUCCCCCUACCUACCUCCCCUCCAGCAACCCUCAGGUUGUUUCCUAUAGUUAAGGGUCUCAUGGUUUGCCUCCCUCUCUGUUUUUAUCUUAUUUGUCUUAGAAAGAGAGCGUGGAUGCGGGCAAGCAGGGUGGGGAGAGGCACAGCGGGAGAGAGAGAGAGAAUCCUAAGCAGACUGCACUGAAUGCAGAGCCUGAUGUGAGGCUGGAUCUCAUGAUCCUGAGAUGAUGAGCUGAGCUAAAACAGAGUCAGUCCCUGAGCCACCCAGGCACUCCAAAAUCAGCCCUUUGAGGACCUUCAACAGGUGGGGCCAGAACCUGUCUUGUAUGAUCACCAAAGAUGACUCUCCAGCAAAGUUUUGCUUCAGAGAUGAGUCCAAAAGGCUUUUCUUGACACCAUUUUCUACAAUGAAAAUAUCACCUAUCCACCUUCCUCAAACACAUAUACACAUAUACACACACAAAACUGACUCAGUGAUAAGAUGUAUGAAAAUAAGGUUUAACCUCAUUUGUGAUAUCAAAUUAAAAAGAAGGGUUUUUUAAAAUUGUGUAGUCCAAUUCCAGAGAUGGAGGUACAGAAGGCGCGGUUUGGUAAGACCCACACUUCCAUUCAUGCUGCUAAAAGAACGGAAGAUGAGAAAGCCUUCCUAGAAAGUAAUCUAACAAUAUAAUCAAGAGCCACUCAGAUACUUAGAUCCUUUGCUCCAGUCAUUUCUCUUGACAAGGAUAAAUGCCCAUGGAGCAUCAAUACAAUGUAAUAAUGAAAAAUUGGUAAAGAAAAAAGGAAAUGUCAACAUUAGCAAAAUGGAUAGAAAAAUUUGGCUUAUCCGUGAUAGAAAUAUCAUGAAGACAUUUAAAAUGUUUUACAAAGGGAUGCUGGGUGCCUCAGUCAGUUCAGCAUCUGCUGUCAGCUCAGGUCAUGAUCCAGGGUCCUGGGAUCGAGUCCCACAUCAGGCUCCUUGCUCAGCUGGGAGCCUGCUUCUCCCUCUGCCUCUGCUUCUCCCUGCUUGUGUGCUCUCUCUCUCUCUCACACAAAUAAAUAAAGUCUUUAAAAUAAAAUUAGAUAAAAUGUUUUACAAAGAGUUUGUAAUGGAUUGUCUGACCAACAACUGACAUCGGAUCCUACAUGUCUAUGGGAUAAAAAUCUGUUACUCCGCUUAACAGAGAAACAAACAAAAAAUUUCCUCUGUGGAGCUGUUAUUUCCCCCUUGGCCAAAAAUUACCUUCUGCUCCUGGUAGAACAGGACCCAAAUGGCCUCGUGUCUGCCACAUUCAAUUAUAAUUCCCAGGUUUUAUCCCUAUCCCUGUUCUGCCACAUUCUCUGUGGUCUAGUAGCUUUAAUCAGAAGAGAACAUUCUCCUAGGAAGACGCAUCAGAAUGCCUGGAGAAAUCUUCAAAAUAUGCAACUCGGGAUUUGAAACCCACGUAUCACCUGACAUGAUCAGGCAGAGAUCGCAACCACUGCAAAGUAGACGUCUGAGUAGAGUAAGUAGACGCAGGGUUGCUGAAUUCUGAAAAUAAUGGUCUGGUCGGGAGCAGGGACACAAUCACAUAGCCCGGGGCUGUCUUUCACAAAUAUGCAGUAUAAUCUAUGAUUUUAAUCCCAAGUAUUUAAAUAAUCCCCCUGCACCCCCAAAUCACAGAAAAAUAUUGAAAGUUAGGAAAAGAUGAAGAUAUUGUCAUUAGUACUGGAAAACAUAAAAGAGGGUCAUGUUUUGAAAUGAACUUGGAUCAGUUUCUGCCACAUUGUAGAGAUGGAUCUGGGUUGAACAAAGUUCCAAGUCUGUCUGGCCCCCUGUGCCCUAUCUCCAGGAAGCACAAAGGGGGUAAAGAGAAACAGAUGCUCAGGGGGGAUAUUUUAACUGACCUCAUACUCGUUAUAUGUAUCAUGUAAAGGAAGGAAUUAUGUGGUUGACUAUUAGAGAUCCUGAUUUAACGUGUUGAAUGUUAUAUAAAAGUGAUGGACAUCUUUAUAAAUGCCUAUUGAUGUAAAAGGAAUCAUUUACUAAGCAAAAAGAAUGUUUCCAAUAUCUUUAAAAAGUUUCAUGGUUCAUAAGUUGGAUUUGACACAAUAAAUAAAGAUUAAAAAUAUCAGCUGUGAUCUAGGGUUAAAAGAAAUGAGAAAAUUCGGGGCGCCUGGGUGGCUCAGUCGUUGGGCAUCUGCCUUUGGUUCGGGUCAUGAUUCCAGGGUCCUGGGAUGGAGCCCCGCAUUGCGCUCCCUGCUCCGCAGGAAGCCUGCUUCUCCCUCUCCCACUCCCCCUGCUUGUGUUCCCUCUCUUGCUGUGUCUCUGUCAAAUAAAUAAAUAAAAUCUAAAAAAAAAAAAAAAAGAAAUGAGAAAA